This is a messenger RNA of Cladophialophora psammophila CBS 110553, 1830 nucleotides long. RefSeq lists its product as uncharacterized. Gene Ontology annotation, molecular function: acetolactate synthase activity; thiamine pyrophosphate binding; magnesium ion binding. Lineage: Eukaryota; Fungi; Ascomycota; Eurotiomycetes; Chaetothyriales; Herpotrichiellaceae. Bases 1 to 1830 code for a protein of 609 amino acids. The transcript is spliced from 4 exons. Gene Ontology annotation, cellular component: mitochondrion; acetolactate synthase complex. Gene Ontology annotation, biological process: L-valine biosynthetic process. The record is from RefSeq and is a predicted model, not a curated record.
AUGGGUUCCGUCGCGAAAUCACCGAUCCUGCUCGGCAGCGACUACACCACCUCCUAUGCCUUCUUCGAGGCCAUCUGGGAGGCUGGCAUCACCCAUGUCUUUGUCAAUUUGGGCUCCGACCACCCGUCCAUCAUCGAAGCCAUCACCAAAGGCCAGAGGGAGAAGCAGGAAAACUUUCCCAGGAUCAUCACCUGUCCGAAUGAGAUGGUUGCGCUCUCGAUGGCCGACGGCAUGGCGAGAUUGACCAACAAACCUCAGUGCGUCAUUGUCCAUGUCGACGUCGGAACCCAAGGUCUGGGCGCCGCCGUCCACAACGCUUCCUGCGGACGAGCACCCGUCCUCAUCUUCGCCGGCCUCUCCCCAUACACAAUCGAAGGCGAGUACCGUGGUUCGAGAACGGAAUACAUACAUUGGAUUCAAGAUGUGCCGGACCAGAAACAGAUCGUGGCCCAAUACUGCAGGUACACCGCCGAGAUCAAGGGUGGCAGGAAUGUCAAGCAGAUUGUCAACCGGGCUCUACAGUUCGCAACCAGCGAUCCUCAGGGGCCUGUCUAUCUCUACGGAGCCCGUGAGCCCAUGGAGGAGGACAUUGAGCCAUAUCAUGUCGAUCAGCAGGUGUGGAAACCUGUUGGACCAGCAGCCCUGCCACAAGAGGCUGUCACACUCAUCGCGGAGGAACUGGUGCGGGCCCAGGAGCCCCUGCUCAUCGUGGGCUACACCGGCCGCAAUCCUGCCUCGGUGACAGCCGCCGUGGCGUUGGCGGACAAGAUCCCUGGUCUUCGCGUACUAGAUACUGGCGGUUCCGACAUGUGUUUCCCAACUGAUCACCCCGCGGCUCUGGGCUUACGGUAUGGAGCUGAGCCGGCAAUUACCACUGCGGAUUUCAUCCUAGUGGUGGACUGCGAUGUACCCUGGAUUCCGACCCAAUGCAAGCCUAAGGCUGACGCCCGGAUCAUUCACAUUGACGUCGACGUGUUGAAACGGCAGAUGCCCGUCUUCUAUAUCCCGGCCUACGCUCGAUUCAGUGCUGAUUCCGCAACCUCGUUCAAUCAGCUGAAUGAAUAUCUGGCUUCACAUUCGAAUCUUUCUGCGGCUUUGUCGGACGAGGCGCACACCGCUGCGGCAAGAAAGAGACAACAGUCACACACAGCACGUUGGGGCCAAUUUAAGGAGCUCGCUAAAUUGCCUGCAGAUCCGUCGAACACUUCGAUAAAUCCGCACGUGCUGGGUGGUCAAAUCAGAGCAGCCGUGCCUCAAGACACCAUCUUUGCGGUCGAAGCCGUCACCCUCAGCACCUUCAUUGCCGACCAGAUCGCCCCUGUCCAGCCGAAAUCAUGGAUCAACUGCGGCGGCGGCGGGCUCGGGUGGUCCGGCGGGGGUGCCUUGGGCAUCAAACUCGCGUCGGACUUUGCGCACCGCGACAUGCAGUCUGGCGACCGGUUCGGCGCCAACAAGGGCAAAUUCGUGUGCCAGAUUGUCGGAGACGGCACAUUCAUGUUCUCGGUCCCUGGAUCCGUGUACUGGAUCGCCCAACGAUACAGCAUUCCGAUCUUGACGGUCGUGCUGAACAAUAAGGGCUGGAACGCACCUCGCAGGUCGAUGCUUCUGGUGCACCCGCACGGCGAGGGAAGCAAGGUGGACAACAAAGCGUUGAACAUCAGCUUUGAACCGACACCGGAUUAUGCGGGGAUCGCAAAGGCGGCGACGGGCGGCCAUGCGUGGGCCGGGACCGUGAGCACUGUCGCGGAGCUGCUGGACGCCUUGCCACAGGCGGUCGAGGCGGUCAAGGGAGGCAGAUGUGCGGUGUUGGAAGUCAAGAUUGGGGCCUAG